AUGGCCAUCACCAAGAUCUUUACUGAGUCAGUUCUCGCAAGAUAUGUUCGAACCAUCAAGGCAACUCCACGGGAUUUAAUCGUCAAUCGAACCCUUCUCUUCUCCUGUGCAGUCUAUGCUCUAGCCGGCCUUCCGACAACCUGGGACCAAGGAUCAUCUUCUGUUGUCCCAUCGCUCCCAGGCUUCCAAAAGCAAUUCCACAUCGAGUCAGGUGCCAAAGCCGAUGAUAUCCAAAACUUCAUCUCGAUUAUCUAUAUCGGGUAUGCCAUUGGUGCGGCAUUGUCAUUCUUUAUCAACGACCGCAUAGGCCGUCGCUGGUCGUUUCGUUUCUACACGGCUAUCUGGAUCGUCGGUCAAGUCAUCGCUACUCUUGCGCCUGCCUGGCCUGCCUUAUAUACAGCACGAAUUAUAUCCGGUAUCGGCAUCGGCUCCCUGAGUGUCACUGGGCCGAUGUCAAUCGUCGAACUCGCACCCAGCGAGAUUCGGGGUCUGCUCACAGCUUGGUACACAGUUGUAAUGGGAGUCGCCCUGUUCACCUCAAUUUUCUCCGUAUAUGGAAUUUUCUUGCAUAUGCCCUCCAGCAAGCUGCAAUACCAGAUAGUCUGGUUCUCACCGGCUGUUUUUAUGGCGUUGGCUAUUGUCGCAAGCUUCUUCGUUAGUGAAUCUCCCCGGUGGCUCAUGAUGGUUGGUAAGCGGGAGGAAGCUGCCUCUGUCCUGGUAGACCUACGACGUCUGCCAGCGAACCACCCUCGGCUACAAAAGGAAAUCAUGGACAUCGAAGAUUCUGUCACCGGAAUCGGAUCCAGCUUCGCUGGAAUAGUUAAGGAGACGUUUAUUGUUCCUUCUAACCUACGUCGCCUCCAACAAGCUCUGCUUUCCUACGCGUUGGCUCAACUCUCAGGUGCGAACUCAGUCACAUCAUAUUUUAUCCCUAUUAUGAGCAUCAUGGGCAUAGGAGGAGGUACAUCCGAGAGUAUGUUCUUGAGUGGCAUGUACGGCUUCUCCAAGUUCAUAUUCAGCCUAGUUGCGUCUUUCUUUUUUAUUGAUGCCCUCGGAAGACGCCGAUCUCUCUUCAUCGGUAUAACACUGCAACUUAUCUCACAUGUGUACAUCGGAGUCUUUAUCAAGUACCAUCAGGAAGGUCCUGUAUCCUCCUCUGCAUCUCAAGCCGCUAUUGCCGCUGUUUUCUUCCACGCUUUUGGGUAUGCGGUCGGUCUUUUUGUUCUUCCGUAUAUUUUUGGAGGAGAGCUCUGGCCCAACCAUCUUCGUUCUUUCGGUGGAGCUGUCAGUCAAACCUUCCACUGGCUCUUCAUUUACGCUAUAAAAUAUAGUAUUCCCUCGCUCCUUAAGACGAGUAACAACUGGGGAGCAUUUCUCUUCUUUGCUGGUUGGUGCUUUCUUGCAUUGAUAUACGUUUUCUUCAUGGUUCCAGAGCUCUCGGGACUCAGCGUUGAAGAGAUCGAUUAUCUGUUUAAAGGUUCUUGGUUUAACGCUUAUAAACGCGCUCGACAACAUCCUGUGAUUGACAGCGUUGAGACUGGGAAGUCCAAGCUUUCUACAGAAUCAAGUGGUAAGAAUCAAGUGCCUGAGCUGGAUUUGAUCAAGGUAACUCCAGGCCAUACCCCAGUCCCACACAAGUAG
Messenger RNA from Fusarium fujikuroi IMI 58289, 1641 nucleotides. RefSeq names its product related to quinate transport protein. Bases 1 to 1641 code for a protein of 546 amino acids. Gene Ontology annotation, cellular component: membrane. The record is from RefSeq and is a predicted model, not a curated record. The transcript has 3 exons. Lineage: Eukaryota; Fungi; Ascomycota; Sordariomycetes; Hypocreales; Nectriaceae. Gene Ontology annotation, biological process: carbohydrate transport; transmembrane transport. Gene Ontology annotation, molecular function: carbohydrate:proton symporter activity.